Molecule: messenger RNA, 1509 nt
Organism: Diaporthe amygdali
Lineage: Eukaryota; Fungi; Ascomycota; Sordariomycetes; Diaporthales; Diaporthaceae
Exons: 6
Coding region: 1-1509 (502 amino acids)
Biological process (GO): protein phosphorylation
Cellular component (GO): nucleus
Molecular function (GO): ATP binding; cyclin-dependent protein serine/threonine kinase activity
Source: RefSeq, a predicted model, not a curated record
AUGAGCGCACCGACCGUUUCCGCUGGCGCGGCCAGCUCUCCUCGACACUUUGCCCUCGAGCAUCUGCGCCCAAAGAGCAGCUUUGUUGGAUGCUCUCGGAUCGGUGAUUUCGAGGUCUUGGGUAAGCUGGGAGAGGGCACGUUCGGCGAGGUCCAUCGCGCCAGAUCCAGGAAGACCGGCGCCCUUGUGGCUCUGAAAAAGAUCAUAAUGCAUAAUGAGAAGGAUGGAUUUCCCAUCACCGCUCUGCGAGAGAUCAAACUCCUCAAGCUUCUAUCACACAAGAAUGUUCUCAGGCUGGAAGACAUGGCUGUUGAGCACCCAGCGAGGAGCACCGACAAGCGCAAGAAACCCGUCGUUUACAUGGCCACUCCAUACAUGGACCACGAUCUUUCGGGCCUGCUCGACAAUCCCUCAAUCACCUUCAGCGAGGCGCAGAUCAAAUGCUACCUAGUGCAGCUUCUCGAGGGUCUCAAGUACCUGCACGAAAACAAGAUUCUACAUCGAGACAUGAAAGCAGCCAACCUCCUGAUCAACAACAAGGGGAUUUUACAGAUCGCAGAUUUUGGUCUCGCAAGGCUCUAUGACGAGCCGCCCCCAGUGAAGGGUCGGGGUGGUGGUGAAGGCAAACGUGACUACACUAGCCUGGUGGUUACGCGCUGGUACCGGCCACCCGAGCUUCUGCUACACCUGAAGAAGUACACCACAGCCAUUGAUAUAUGGGGAGUUGGUUGCGUAUUUGGGGAAAUGCUCUGGGGCAAGCCGAUUCUGGCUGGUGAGAGCGAUCACCACCAACUGGAAAUCAUAUUUGACCUUUGUGGCACCCCCACCGACGACAACAUGCCAGGCUUUAGACAACUUCCCGGAGCGGAAGGCAUCAAAUCACGACCGCGGCCUGGUGACCUCGGCAAUCGCUUCUCCAAAUACGGACAAGGUGCUGUCGCUCUCCUCAGAGAACUCUUACGACUGGACUGGAAGAGGCGCAUCAAUGCGAUUGAUGCACUUGAGCACCCAUAUCUGCAUACCGCUCCGCUCCCGGCGCAGCCUGGCGAACUGCCCAUUAUGGAGGAGAGCCACGAGCUUGACAGAAGAAAGUUUCAUGACCGCAAGGCUGCCCUACCUCCCGCACCAAAGGGUGGGACUGUCGGACGCGGGCCGCAGCCGCAUGAUGGAGCUGGAAAUCCCAGUUUCAAUAGCAACGAUAUUUACGAGUGCCAGCCUGGCAACGAGGCCCACACGCACUUCCUCCCCGACCGCCACCUCCCGUCGACAAUUACGGCAAUGGCGGACCAGACAUGUACCUUGACGGACACCGGGAUCGAGACCGCGACCGUGACCGCGACCGAGCACCUCCUCGAGCCAGACCCGCAGCUGGAAGAAGUGAUAUCGACACCUACAUUCCAAGUUAUCGUGAACGUGAAAGAGAACGCGAACGCGAACGCGAGAGGGACCGAGACCGGGAUCGAGAUCGACCACCGCGCGAUCGCCGAUAUCGUAGUCGAUCACCCGUAA